GUCGCACGCCGGUGAGUGCAGGAUGGUAAAACAAAAGAGAAAAGGUCCUAAAGUAGCAAAGAAAAAGAGCAAAAAACUGAAGAAUAUGUCUGUGGAAGAGAUACUGCAGGCAACUGAUGCCACAGCAAGUGAGGAGGAAGCCAGCCAGAAAGGGGUGGCAGCAAGUGGGGUGCAGGACACAGCCCCCCAGCUGUCCAAGGAGGAGAGGAGGGUCCUGGAGAGGAAGCUGAAGAAGGAACGGAAGAAGGAGGAGAAGCAGCAGCUACGAGAGGCAAGGCUCUCGACAGUGCAGACUCCACCAGCUAAGCGCUCAGGCGCAGAGCUGGCCCUGGACUACCUCUUUGGAUGGGCCCAGAAGCACCAGAGCUGGAGGUUCCAGAAGACAAGGCAGACGUGGCUCCUGCUAAACAUGUAUGACAGUGACAAGGUUCCAGAAGAGCACUUCCCCACCCUGCUGGCUUACCUGGAGGGGCUGCAGGGCAAGGCCCGAGAGCUGACCCUGCAGAAGGCAGAAGCCCUGAUGCAGGAGCUCGAUGUAGCAGGGUCAGACGCUGCCCUCCAGGAGAAAGCCCCGCGCCUACGCCAGGUGCUGCAGUUGCUGUCCUAGUGGGGAUGGCAGAGGCUGAGGGGAGACAAAACUGCCACCUGGCAUUCUGGGCCCUGGAUUGCUCAGGGUUCAACAGGAACAGGUGGUUGUGCUGUGUCUGUCUCCUACAUGACGAGGAGUCUUUGUGCCUUCAGAGGGGAUCACCACGCUCAUCCUGCACCCAGGAAGUUGCUGUCACGCACAUGUCUGUUUUUGUACUAGGGAUGUUUUAGAAACUUGCCAGUGC
Messenger RNA from Octodon degus (degu), 833 nucleotides. It is a transcript of the gene Chlsn, whose product is annotated as chromosome unknown C7orf50 homolog. The coding region runs from base 23 to 607 and encodes 194 amino acids. NCBI's taxonomy places the organism in Eukaryota, Metazoa, Chordata, Mammalia, Rodentia, Octodontidae. The record is from RefSeq and is a predicted model, not a curated record. The transcript is spliced from 5 exons.